GGAGGGAAGCAGGCUAAAUCCUCACACCAUUAUUACCAGGACUCACAUGCAGCCCCUCCUGUGAUGGAAUGAGAGCAGAUAGAGAGAGAUAAAGAAAAGAUGGAGUUAAAGAGGGAACGGAAAGCAGGAUUACUGGUGUGACAGCACCGGCAGCGAGGGCGAGCGGGCGAGCGAGCGAGAGAGAGAGAGAGAGAAACUCUGCCACGGGAGGAAAUCAGUGCAACAGGAUGAAGACCUGCUAGUGCACAGCCGGCCGACCCACAGACCCGCCAUCUGUCCCAGCGCCUCCGUGCCGACAGCUGGAUCACCUCACACACAUGGGAGCGAGGGCGAGGAGGGGCCAGCACCGAAUCCCACCCUCCCCUCACCGGAUCACACAGGACGGCACCAGCCGGCACCCGCACCACAGGAGGCGAAAAAGUUAGUGUCCCAGGACGCGGCCGCUGCCCGUCCCAUGGAUGCGCUGAGCCCGGUGCCUCAGAGCCGGCAGCCGGAGGAGGCAGCGCGGGGGAGAGCGGGGGAGGAACGCGCGCUCGCGCUCCUGCGCUGAGGAGCCGCCUCACCCCCUCCUCACCCAUCCAGCGGGAGGCAGCGGGAGGCUGCGGGAUGCAGGCGCUGCCGGGCUGAGGCGCCGCCUCCGCUCGGGUCCCGUCCUCACCUCCACCGCAGACGCCACGAAGAAGAAGGGGGUGAGAGACGGGUGAGGAGAGGGAGUCCGAGACGUCACGCACGCCGGCUGUCACGCUGGCGACUCCAGAUGCCCGUUCCUACAGGUGCUGAGAGCAGAGCGGCAGGUGACAGCGGGAGCGGCAUGGAGCAGCGCGCACGCAGGCAGUAGGCUGCCGACAUGGCCGUUCCCAGCGCAUCUCCUCCUUCCUCUCCUUGGCCUCCUCUCCUCCUCCUCCUCCUCCUCGCGUGCCCCCUGCAGGCCCGCCCGCUCCUCAUCCACCCGUCCAUCAACGUGGCGGUGGUGUUCAGCGGCUCCAGCUACCAGAGCGAGAUCCGAGGCCACCUCAGCGGGGAAAACUUCGUGGACCUGCCGGUGGUGGUGAGCCCGGUGACGGUGCUGGUCAAUGACACCAACCCGCGCGACCUGCUCACGCGCCUCUGUGACACCAUGGCCAUGGAGAAGCUGCACGGCGUGGUGUUCGAAGACGACGUGGGCUCCGACGCCGACACUCAGGUGGCAGAAGUGGCUCAGAUCCUGGACUUCGUCUCCACUCAAACGGCUCUGCCGAUCGUGGGCAUCAGCGGCGGCUCGGCCGUUGUCAUCCCGUACAAGGCUGAUGGAUCGUUCUUCCUACAGAUGGGAGCGUCACUAGAGCAGCAGAUUCUCUGCAUGUUUAAGCUAAUGGAGGAGUACGACUGGGGCGAGUUUGCGGUGAUCACCAGUUUGCUGCCGGGCUACGACACCUUCGUGGACAUCGUCGAGUCCUACACGGACACGUCCUACUUCCUGUGGAAUCUACAGGACGUUUUGUCAAUGGAAAUGUCUGUUGGGGCCAAUGAUGUGAGGACCAGACGGAUGCUGCAGCAGGUGGACUCUCGGGUCCUGCUGGCGUACUGCUCCCAUGAGGAGGCCCAGUACUUGUUCAGUCAGGCUGCUGAGGUAGGCCUGCUGGGCCCGGGCUACAUCUGGAUCCUUCCCAGCCUGGCCGUGGGCAACCCUGACAGUCCUCCACCUGUCAGCUUCCCCAUCGGCGUCAUCGGCGUCAUCACGGACCAGUGGAAGAAGAGUCUGCGGCAGCGCGUGCGUGAGGGCGUGGCCGUCAUAGCCAAAGGCGCCGCCGGCUUUAAGAAGCGCUACGGUUUCAUCCCCGAGGGACACGGCGACUGCAGCAAGCCGGCCAAAAGCUCAGACAACAAUACUCUUUUCAGACACAUGUUGAAUGUGACGUGGGAAAGCAAAGACCUGUCGUUCAACAGCCAAGGCUUCCUCUCCAACCCCUCCAUGAUCAUCUUCACUCUGGAUCGGGAGCGACUCUGGGAAAAUGUGGGCACAUACAUUCGGGGAAGACUCUACGUCCGCCACCCGGUGUGGCCUCGGUACAGCAGCUCCCCGGAGCACGUGUCUGACGACCGGCACCUGAAGGUGGCCACGCUGGAGGAGCAUCCCUUCGUCAUGGUGGAGAAGGUGGACCCAGAGACCGGCACGUGUGUCCCCAACACGGUGCCCUGCCGGCGUCAGAUCAAUGACUCUGACAGCAGCUUCUUUGGAGAGUCCUACACCAAACUCUGCUGCAAGGGCUUCUGCAUCGAUAUCCUGAAGAAGCUGUCCCGCACCAUCAAGUUCUCCUACGACCUGUACUUGGUCACCAACGGGAAGCACGGCAAGCUGGUCCGUGGGAUUUGGAAUGGCAUGAUUGGAGAGGUUGUGUACGGACGAGCGCACAUGGCCAUCGGCUCCCUCACCAUCAACGAAGAGCGCUCCGAAAUCAUCGACUUCUCUGUGCCAUUCGUUGAAACCAUUGAAACGGGCAUUAGCGUCAUGGUCGCCCGCAGCAACGGUACAGUUUCCCCAUCUGCCUUCCUCGAGCCCUACAGCCCAGCGGUGUGGGUCAUGAUGUUUGUGAUGUGCCUGACGGUGGUGGCCGUGACGGUGUUCGUGUUCGAGUACUUCAGUCCCGUCGGAUACAACCGCAGCCUGGUCAGCGCCAAAGCCCCCGGUGGUCCAACGUUCACCAUCGGGAAGUCUGUGUGGCUCCUGUGGGGCAUCGUCUUCAACAACUCGGUCCCCAUUGAAAACCCCAAAGGAACCACCAGUAAGAUCAUGGUUCUGGUGUGGGCCUUCUUCGCUGUGAUCUUCCUGGCGUCGUACACCGCCAACCUGGCCGCCUUCAUGAUCCAGGAGCAAUACAUCGACACGGUGUCUGGGCUGUCGGACAAGAAGUUCCAGAAGCCACAGGAGCAUUACCCUCCUUUUCGCUUCGGCACCGUCCCGAACGGAAGCACGGAGAGGAACAUCCGCAGCAACUACCCCGACAUGCAUACGCACAUGAUGAAAUACAACCAGAAGACGGUGGAAGGCGCCCUGGACAGCCUUAAGACCAGUAAGCUGGACGCCUUCAUCUACGACGCCGCUGUUUUGAACUACAUGGCCGGGAAGGACGAGGGCUGCAAGCUGGUGACCAUCGGCAGCGGGAAGGUGUUCGCCACCACGGGAUACGGCAUCGCUCUGCAGAAGGACUCCCGCUGGAAGCGCCUCAUCGAUCUGGCUCUGCUGCAGUUCCUUGGAGAUGGAGACACCCAGCGUCUGGAGACCGUGUGGCUGUCGGGCAUCUGCCAGAACGAGAAGAACGAGGUGAUGAGCAGCAAGCUGGACAUCGACAACAUGGCGGGCGUCUUCUACAUGCUGCUGGUGGCCAUGGGCCUCAGCCUGCUGGUCUUCGCCUGGGAACACCUGCUCUACUGGAAGCUGCGCCACUCGCUGCACAAGUCCCACAAACUCGACUUCCUGUUGGCCAUCAGCAGGGGUAUUUACAGCUGUUUCAACGGCGUGGAGGACCCCGGACGCUCCUCUGGUUUGGCCAAACCUGACCUGACCUCCAACUACGCCCAAGCCAACAUGCUGAAGAUGCUUCGCACCGCCAAGGACCUGGUCUCCACCGCCAACGUGGAGAGCUCCCUGGACAACGCCACCAAGACCAUCGAGCAGCUGAGCCGCCACGGCGGCAGCCUCCCGGUGCGCGUGCCCCCGGUGUCCACGGAGGCCGUGCCCGGGGGGUUCGCCUACAUCACCGAGAACCACUCGGCGCUGCCGCAGCGCUCCAUGACCCCCCCGCUGAUGGCCGUGAACUCUCUGAAGCAGCAGAGGGGCGUGGCCAGGCCCACGCCGCUGCGCUACACGCUGCCCGCCCGCUCCGCCCCCUGUCUGUACGACCGGCCCCUCCCCGUGUCCAGCCUCAGCAGCCCUCACCUGGCCGUGGGCGAGCCGCUUCCUCACCAGCACCCGCACCACUACCAGACCACGGGCCGGCUCUACGUGGACGCGUACCCGCACUCCCCGUUCAUCCCCUACGCCGACCUCCAGCUCCCUGACAUCUACGCCUCCCAUCCGGUCUCCUCGCCUCAAGGCCAUCACGUCCCAGCAGGUUUGUCACGACGGAAAAGAAGGUCCAGGAGCUUCCACUGCGAGGAGGACGUGGAGGGGAGGAAACCAAGGGACCAGGACAUGAGUGAGAAAGGCCCCGUGUCUCUGAGCGAGCUCAAAGCAAACCACCUCCAGGAAAACCACAUCUCCGCCCCCAGCGUUGACAACAUCUACUCAGGGGAGACCAUGUGCCCGAGGGUGGAGAACUACGGCUCGUGGCCCCCAGAGGACCUGGUGCUCAGGGGCAGGAGAAGGCACCGCCGGCCCUCGUUCCUGAAAGCCACCUGGGGCAGCGAGCAGAUCCGCCCGCUGGAUGAGUCGCAGUCGUCGCUGUCCAGCCAGUCACCGUCCACCCUGCCGGACCUGUUCCCCUGCCUCCUUACACAGACCACGGCGGCCAAGCCCUGCAACCCUGCCCACCUCAGAAACAACCUGUGCCUCCCCAGGAACCAGGCCUACCUCCACAUAAGGGAGGACCAGAGGAGGCCCAACGGGCGGAAGGGCCAGAAGCUGCGCUACUCGCAGUCCACCCACCUGCCCACGUACGGCGAGGCGGUGCGACACGGGGCAGGCCUGGGCCGAGGCAUGGUGCGCAGGGCCACCAGCCUGCUCAGCAGACAGUACGCCCAUUAUCUGAAUUCCUACCCCGGACUCCCCCUCUACCACGGCCCUCUGGACCUGCAGCACCACAACCAGGCCCCCGGCUGCCACCUGAACCCCAGCCCGGUGUGCCAGCUGCUGGCCUGUGGUGGGGGGCGAUGCGGAGCCCAGAGGGCCCUGUUGUACCAGGACAGCGUGUACGGGGCCUACGGGGUCUACCAGGGCUCCCAGUCUGGAUCGGAGGCUCAGGCCGCUCAGGGAGCGGGCGGUCCGCCGGGGGCCAGCCCCUGCGCUCCUCGGCCCUGGCGACGGGUGUCCAGUCUGGAGUCUGAGGUUUGAGUGUGAAUCAAGGGGACCUGAAGCUAGACCAGAUGUGGACAGGACCGCUGUAGGUGUAGUGCUUUUAUCGUAUUGAAGAGUUGUUCUGACUUGAAGUAAUUUUUGAUGUGACAGUGUGUUGGAAAGCAAAGUCUGCAAAGUUUACAGAGUUGUCGGAUGUUCUCCAGCUGUGAUUUAUCACGUGCUGCUUUCCUAUGACGCUUCUGUGUUUUCUGUGCUUUAAUGUGCACUAAGAUUUACAACAGUCCACGUGUUGGCACAUUGGUUGAACAUAAGCAGAGUUUUCAUACUGUGUUUGUCGUGUUUGGGAUUGUGUCAAGUAGAUGAGCAGGCGAGGAGCCGUGGACCAGGACGGGACACCGCCACCAAAAACAAGCCGCCACUGUAGCACGAGGUUCCGACACAGCUGCCACACGUGAAGACUUUAAUUCCAACAUGAGAUCACACAAGCAUUUAGCCUCCAGACACACGAGACGCAGUUUUCUAGGUUCAAACACAGUAUCAGUGGAUGACUUUCAGGUAACUUUAGACAUUGUCUUUUGGAGCUAAACCCUUCACAUGUUGCUUCGGUGACGAGUUGAGGAGGCAGAGACUUUGUGAAAGCAGUCCAUUUGAACACAACCUGCUCAGUGAACGUAGUGGGACAGCGUCGACCAGCACAAGGUGUCUUAAACCAUGGACUCGCUCCUCACUGGGCCUCAGAGGCCCCAGAGCAGCACAACAUCACACAGGGCCUCGGUAAACAUGUAUUCUAAGUACUGCUGUAUAUCAGUAUAGACAAACGUGAUGUGAGGCUGUUCGUGUCAUAUUCAUGUAUUCUACUUAUGAUAGGAAUUUAUAGUCACUCUUAACAUUUUCUAAUCACACUUAUGGCACAUUCUGAGUUUUCUUUUUGUAAAGCUGUUGCUGAUUUGUCGUAUUAUUUAUUAUUGUAUUAUCUAUCAGUUCACUUACAGUAAGAUACUCAUCAUUCUCUCUUUUAUAUUCCCUCUUUUCCUGCAUCUCCUCUAACGUUUAAUGAUCAAAUUUAAAUGAGGUAAUUGAAAACUAUUCUAGUAUCUAUAUUACCUGGCUCCCUCACCGUGUAAUUAAUCACUUAGACUAAUUAAAGAGCCUUUUGAAUUUUC
Molecule: messenger RNA, 6156 nt
Organism: Betta splendens (Siamese fighting fish)
Lineage: Eukaryota; Metazoa; Chordata; Actinopteri; Anabantiformes; Osphronemidae
Product: glutamate receptor ionotropic, NMDA 2C-like
Exons: 16
Coding region: 848-5029 (1393 amino acids)
Biological process (GO): long-term synaptic potentiation; monoatomic ion transport; synaptic transmission, glutamatergic
Cellular component (GO): plasma membrane; postsynaptic density membrane; postsynaptic membrane
Molecular function (GO): transmitter-gated monoatomic ion channel activity involved in regulation of postsynaptic membrane potential; NMDA glutamate receptor activity
Source: RefSeq, a predicted model, not a curated record